Messenger RNA from Alexandromys fortis (reed vole), 2634 nucleotides. It is a transcript of the gene Sstr1, whose product is annotated as somatostatin receptor 1. Gene Ontology annotation, molecular function: neuropeptide binding; somatostatin receptor activity. NCBI's taxonomy places the organism in Eukaryota, Metazoa, Chordata, Mammalia, Rodentia, Cricetidae. Gene Ontology annotation, cellular component: neuron projection; plasma membrane. The transcript has a single exon. The record is from RefSeq and is a predicted model, not a curated record. Gene Ontology annotation, biological process: neuropeptide signaling pathway; cellular response to estradiol stimulus. The coding region runs from base 1 to 1176 and encodes 391 amino acids.
AUGUUCUCCAAUGGCACCGCCUCCUCUCCCUCCUCUUCUCCAAGCCCCAGCCCAGGCAGCUGCGGGGAAGGCGCCUGCAGCAGGGGCCCCGGGGCCGGCGCUGCGGACGGCAUGGAUGAGCCAGGACGAAACGCUUCCCAGAACGGGACCUUAAGCGAGGGCCAGGGUAGCGCCAUUCUCAUCUCUUUCAUCUACUCCGUGGUCUGCUUGGUGGGACUGUGUGGGAACUCCAUGGUCAUCUACGUGAUCCUGCGUUACGCCAAAAUGAAGACCGCAACCAACAUCUACAUUCUAAACCUGGCCAUUGCUGAUGAGCUGCUGAUGCUCAGCGUGCCCUUUCUGGUCACUUCCACGUUGUUGCGCCACUGGCCCUUUGGCGCGCUACUUUGCCGCCUUGUGCUCAGCGUGGACGCGGUGAACAUGUUCACCAGCAUUUACUGCCUGACUGUGCUUAGUGUGGAUCGCUAUGUGGCUGUGGUGCACCCGAUCAAGGCAGCGCGGUACCGCCGGCCCACUGUAGCCAAGGUGGUGAACCUGGGUGUGUGGGUGCUGUCUCUACUGGUUAUCUUGCCCAUCGUGGUCUUCUCACGCACAGCCGCCAACAGCGAUGGCACGGUGGCCUGCAACAUGCUCAUGCCCGAGCCCGCCCAGCGCUGGCUGGUGGGCUUCGUCUUAUAUACAUUUCUCAUGGGCUUCCUGUUGCCUGUCGGUGCCAUCUGCCUGUGUUACGUGCUCAUUAUUGCCAAGAUGCGCAUGGUGGCCCUCAAAGCCGGCUGGCAGCAGCGCAAGCGCUCAGAGCGCAAGAUCACUUUAAUGGUGAUGAUGGUGGUGAUGGUGUUUGUUAUCUGCUGGAUGCCUUUCUACGUGGUACAGCUGGUCAAUGUUUUCGCUGAGCAAGACGACGCCACCGUGAGCCAGUUGUCUGUCAUCCUCGGCUAUGCCAACAGCUGUGCCAACCCCAUCCUCUACGGCUUCCUGUCGGACAACUUCAAGCGCUCUUUCCAGCGCAUCUUGUGCCUCAGCUGGAUGGACAACGCAGCUGAGGAGCCAGUCGACUACUACGCCACUGCCCUGAAGAGUCGCGCCUACAGUGUGGAGGACUUCCAGCCCGAAAACCGGGAAUCUGGAGGCGUUUUUCGUAAUGGCACCUGCGCUUCCAGGAUCAGCACGCUUUAAAGCUAGGCACUGCCUGGAGGGGGAGAGAGAGGCCAAAAAUGGGGAGUGAGGAGCAGGUGUGAGCCAGUGAUAACCGCUUAGUUAGCUGGACCUAGGAAAGCCAUGUGACCAAGGUAAAAUGGAGAGUUUUGUGGGUCACCUGGGAAGGCUUUCGGGACAUCUUCUCAGCCCUUCCUCCACCCUACACAGCGCUCGCUACUUGGAACAACUCUUCUUCAAACCCGGUAACUUUGAUGCUCUCAGUUCUGCUAGUACAAACCACAAACUUAACGUCGUUAACUCAGUUUGACCUUUGUCCCCUCAAGUCGAUAUUUCUGUUUCUUUAAACUGAGCCAGCGUUACUGCUAUGUGUUUCCUUUGGGCUGAGUCCCCAGCCUGUGCUCAUCCUGGUCGCUGCGCAGGUCAGCCGGCCAGACUCUGCUCAAAGCGGUUUUCAGAUCUUCCCAAAUAGCCGCUCUCCUUUUGCACAACCUUACUUUUAAGGAAGCCCGGCUUGAGGAUGACCAGGCAACUUCUCAAGGAAGGCACGUCUUUCCCUGGGCACUUCCUCCCUCCGCUCCACCCACACCCAGAGCAGAGCUAGGUGCUUAAGGAAAGGUCUUGCACCCAGAACCCCAGACUUCGUAUAGCUUCACCCAGAAGGACAAGUUUAUAAGAUCCCUGGUUUGUGGAUAUGGGUACCAUAGAAGUCACUCUACUCUUAGAACUCAGAACUUGAGCCCUAAAUUCCAGCGAGGGGCAUUCCCAACUGGGGAAUGACUUAGGCACGGUGCACCUGAAUUGCAGGGCAGGCCCGCUGGGUUCCCUCUUUAGAAUAACAAAAGAUUAGGUUUCCUGCUCUAGUGAAAGUUUGAGGUCCAGCUCAGGCUCCUCCUGCAAUGACUGCAGGGCCUUGGCCAAAGCUGAAUCUGUAGCUGUAACUUGUGUGGUCCUGGAGGGUUCCGGCCUUUCAAGAGGUGCCUAAUAAGUUAUUUCUUGUUUAACAAAUUUAUUUAUUUAUUUAUUUGUGGUGUUGGAAGUCCUGUGUUUCUGCUUUUCUCUACUUGCCUAACUGGGCUGUUCUUGGGAGUUCUGGGAGCUUCAGGGUGUGGGCCAGAGCAGGAGAGGAGAGAAGCUCACCCUAAAGCCCUCUCAAGUUCCACUCUCUUGGAUAAUCUUAGGCUUUUCUCAAUCCUUCCUAUUUUUGCUUGUAUCCAGUGAAGUUUGGAGAUUUUUUAAUGCUUUUUUUAUUGUAGCUUUUGUCUUAUUAAAAUAAAUAAAUGGUAAUUUGGGUUAACUUCUGUCAGUGCAAAGUGAAAGACCUGAAUUCCUGGUGUCCCAGAAAACAUGAGGGAAAACCACACUGUCUUUGAUGUGUGUGUGUAUAUAUAUCUAUAUGUGCUGCUAUGCACAAAUUGUAUGUAUAUAUACAAGAGAGACAGAUUUGUUUCUCUUGACCGACUGUCACAAGUCCAUGAA